AUGUUUAAGGUGCGGUGCUCAGAUGGUUUUUCCGAUAGUGAUCCUUCCAUGGUUUGGUCUCUGGUAAGAAGAUUCGACAAGCCACAAAAGUACAAGCCAUUUGUGAGCCGAUGCACGGUUCAGGGAGAUCUCAACAUCGGCGUUCGAGAAGUUAACGUGAAGUCGGGACUUCCGGCCACCACCAGCACUGAGCGCUUGGAGCUUCUAGACGACCACAGGCAUAUCAUCCGGGUCAAAUUUGUUGGUGGCGAUCACAGACUAAAUAGUUACUCAUCGAUAAUCACGGUUCAUCCAGAGACGAUUGAUGGGAGGUCGGGAACAGUUGUGAUCGAGUCGUUCGUGGUGGACGUGCCCGAGGGGAAUACACUAGAAGAGACUUGCUAUUUCGUCAAGGCUUAUAUAAACUGCAACCUCAGGUCUCUGGCUGUAGUCUCCGAUCGAAUGGCGAUGCAAGACGGCAUAGCUUAG
This is a messenger RNA of Striga hermonthica, 468 nucleotides long. The record is from the annotation of a GenBank genome assembly. Lineage: Eukaryota; Viridiplantae; Streptophyta; Magnoliopsida; Lamiales; Orobanchaceae.